GAGGUCAUGUGACCACAUGGAAGUGCUCAUUGUCAUCGGCUAGUUUCUUUCCACUUCGCCUUUGACGACGAAGGAGCCGGUCUAGCAUCAUAAUGUGCACCAGUGUGCAACCCAUCGAGUGGACCACUGACCUCAAGGACCAGAAAUUUGAUGGCAUCGUAUUGGUGACCCAGAGCUAUGAUGAUUUGCCCUCUGAACUUGAGUGUCUGAAAGCCCCCCUGCAGGACUACAACUCUGUGGACAGUGGGCUGGGGGAGGAGGUGGUGCUUCUGAAAGUCCCCGGUCUCCCUGGAAACCGGUUGGUGUUUUCCGCCACCGGCCCCGUGAACCGCGACUAUGACGACGUCAGACGCUUUAGCGACGCGGCCGUCAACGCCGUCAAGCGGGCCUUGAAAGCAGGAAUGCAGCGUCCCGUACUGGUCUGCCCUCCGCACAAGGACUACAAGAACAGUACACUGGUGGCUGCACUGGGAGCACUUCAUGCACUCUACAUGCCUCUAGAAGUGAGGGAGGCGAACAUAAAAUCGUCCAACUACAAGGUGUGCGUGCUGGGUCUCUGGGUGGCUAAUGAAAGCCAGGGUCAAAGGCUGGUGGAUCUGGCUCGUGCUCUGGAAAGCGGAAGGCUGGCAUGCCGCGACAUCGGCGGCUCCGAUCCCGAGCGAAUGGCCGCUCCCCGUGUGGCUGAGUACGUUGUGGAACUCUUCAAGAACAGCCCCGUGCAGGCAGAAGUUAUUAGUGAUGUAAAACUUCUGGAGAGGGAGUACCCCUGCCUGGCUGCUGUCAACCGCUGUGCCAACGGUGUCCCCCGUCACCAGGCCAGAGUCAUCAAGUUGGAGUUCUGCGGCGAGGGACCGAUCCAGAAGACGCUCAUGCUAGUGGGCAAGGGAAUCACCUACGACACAGGUGGUGCAGACAUCAAGGCUGGUGGUUUCAUGGCGGGGAUGCACAGAGACAAGUGCGGUGCUGCUGCCGUUGCAGGCUUCUUCCAGAUUUUAGCUAAACUGAAGCCCAAAAACCUGAAGGUUGUUGGUUCCAUGGCCAUGGUGCGCAACAGUGUGGGUUCAGACUGCUAUGUGGCAGACGAGCUGGUGGUUUCUCGAGCGGGCCGCCGAGUCCGAGUGGGCAACACGGAUGCAGAGGGGCGCAUGGUGAUGGUUGACCUGCUUUGUGAGAUGAAGGAGAAGGCACUACGCGAGACUUCCCCUCAAUUGUUUACGAUCGCGACUCUGACCGGCCACGCCAUCAGAGCCAUGGGAGCUAACUACUCUAUUAUCAUGGAUAACGGACCCGCCCAUCGUGCCGGCAAUGCAGCUAAUUGGCAGAAAGCUGGGGAGGUCCUGGGCGACCUGUUUGAAGUGUCGAGCAUCAGGAGGGAGGACUACGAGUUCCACAAGGGGAAAUCCGAGUACGAGGAUAUCCUCCAGUGCAACAACUUGCCGUCCUCUGCGACCCCUCGAGGACACCAGACCCCGGCGGCCUUCCUCAUCAUGACGUCAGGCUUGCACAAGCAUGGUGUGGAUUCCGAGUCGCCUCUGCCGUACUCCCACAUAGACAUCGCAGGCUCCAGCGGCCCCUUCCCCGGCGUGCCGACGGGAGCGCCGAUCCUCGCCAUGGCAACCAACUACUUCCUGUCUGAGCUUUAAGCGGCCUACCCCAGUGUGAAACACACCUGACCUCAAGUGGCAGGAAAUUACCCCAGGGUGAAAAAUCAAUGUUAAAACACCAUCAUUGUAAAUGUGCGGCUGUAUGUAGGCGUAUGCUGAGCAUUUCCCAUUGGUUAAUAAAUAUUCACUGGUCACUUGA
Messenger RNA from Phycodurus eques (leafy seadragon), 1803 nucleotides. RefSeq lists its product as uncharacterized. Lineage: Eukaryota; Metazoa; Chordata; Actinopteri; Syngnathiformes; Syngnathidae. The record is from RefSeq and is a predicted model, not a curated record. Gene Ontology annotation, molecular function: metalloaminopeptidase activity; manganese ion binding. Bases 93 to 1643 code for a protein of 516 amino acids. Gene Ontology annotation, biological process: proteolysis. The transcript is spliced from 16 exons. Gene Ontology annotation, cellular component: cytoplasm.